AUGCCCCUAGAAGUACUCCCCGCAACGCCCGCCGACGUCCCCGCAAUCGUCGACGUCUACUUCCGCGCCUUCCAGACCGGCUUCGCGCACACACUUCUGCAAGACACGCCCGCGGUGCGCGAGUGGUGGGGCGACGGCAUGGCGCACGCGAUGACACACGACGCGGACGCUUACUUCCUCAAAGCCGUGGACACAGACGGCGGGCAGCUGGUCGCGUUUGCACGGUGGGUGCGGCCGCGCGCGCAGCCGCAGACGGAAGCCUCGCUGCCGCCUACGUUCCCUGAGGGCGCGAACGAGCGCCUCUUCAGGGACUUUAUCGGCGAGCUGUUUGUGCGGCGCAUGCAGCUGAUGGGCGCGACGCCGCAUUGGUACCUCGAGCUCCUAGCAACGCACCCCGCGCACCAGCGCCGCGGCGCCGCGUCCCUGCUCAUCGCGGCCGUGCUGGACGACCCGGCGAACGCGGAGACGGCCGCGUACGUCGAGAGCUCGCCGCAGGGCGUGCGGCUGUACCCGCGGCACGGCUUCGAGCCGCAAGGCAGCUUGGUGCUGCAAAUUGAGGGGCAUGGGCCUUAUGAGACGUUGUUGAUGCCGAGGUAUGUCAAGGUCAAGGGCGGGUAG
Aplosporella prunicola CBS 121167 is the source of this 618-nucleotide messenger RNA. RefSeq lists its product as uncharacterized. The transcript is spliced from 2 exons. The record is from RefSeq and is a predicted model, not a curated record. Bases 1 to 618 code for a protein of 205 amino acids. Gene Ontology annotation, molecular function: acyltransferase activity, transferring groups other than amino-acyl groups. Lineage: Eukaryota; Fungi; Ascomycota; Dothideomycetes; Botryosphaeriales; Aplosporellaceae.